Molecule: messenger RNA, 1818 nt
Organism: Ustilago hordei
Lineage: Eukaryota; Fungi; Basidiomycota; Ustilaginomycetes; Ustilaginales; Ustilaginaceae
Exons: 1
Coding region: 1-1818 (605 amino acids)
Source: RefSeq, a predicted model, not a curated record
AUGAAGUCACUACUACAUAGCACGGCGGCAACGAGGAUGCCAGCGUUGGCUAGUAUGCACAGAGCACUUCUCUCAUCCGCUGCAGCAAGGCGGUCAAUGACAACACUACGACCUUCUCCACGCCCGCUCUUAUCAUCGUCCGCACCAACCUUCAGCCACCAAUCACCACCAGCACUAGUAAAGCGAACAUAUUCUACGGCACCAAACCAACACCAAGUACUCCAAUCAUUCGGAACGCCUCUCGCCCAGUUCAUCUUGACCCUAUCCCGAAUCGCACGGAUCAUCACCUUCACAGCUCUCGGAGUGGGUACGAUUGGAGUGGUAUCGUUCGAAGCUACUCAUCAAUAUGUCGAACAUUUUGCUAUGCCUGCUUCCUCUCCCUCCUCAAACUCCUCAAACUCCUCGUCCUCUGACGAGUAUGGCUGGAAACAGCUCGCUCUCCAAGAAUCUUGGUCGGGCUCUCUCUCCCACCCCGGCACAGACCCGCGCCUGGGAAUCAAAGGUCGCCAUGCAGUAAGAUCAGCAUGGAUGUGUGUAAACUGGGGAGGUGGAAUCUCUCCUUCUCUACUAUUCCAAGGUGGAGCAGCCGGGAACUCAGGCUUAGGACGUACCGCCAUCACCUCAAUGUCGGCUGCAAAGAUGUUGAAAGUGGACGAUGGGAUGCUUUUGGCUAUGCAAUAUCUCAAUCUCGCCGUAAAAAUCGCAAACGACAAGGGUAUCUCUCUUCCAGAUACAGGUGCGAUUCGGGCCGGGUUGGUUAGUAAAGAAGCAGCAGAGGAGCAGUUGAAGAGCAUAGAUCCAUUAGCUGUCGCAUUAGAGGCCAGAUUGGCGGCGGUGAAAGAGAGACAAGGGAGUAGGGGGGCGUUGGAGAGUGCGAUUGGGAGUUACGAGAAACUUUAUGAUAUAGCAACCUUGACAGGCGGAGGUGGUGGGGAGAAAGGGGACAGAGGGGAGAAGGGGGAAAAGUUGGUCAGAUUGGCGACGAAAUUGGCGGAUCUACAUAUGGCGUUGGGAGAGAGAAAAGAAGCUGAAAGAUGGUUGGGUAGAGCGGUGGGGAUUGCUGCUCUGGCUGGAGCUCGUACGCCUGAGCUACAGAACUCUUCCAUCAGCGACAGUGUUGGAGUGAAGGUAGAGGAGCAAGGAAAGAAAGGUGGUGUGAGGGCAUGGUUCGGGAAAUCCAACCCAACCCCCACACCCACACCCGCCCUUGCUACUGAUACAAUGCAGACUACACCACAAACGGAAGUAGAAGCAAGUGCAACCCCGGCACUCACCCGAGCACUCAUCACAGCCCUCCUCUCCAAAUCAGCUUUCCAGGCUACAUCCGCCUCGCUCCAUGAAGCACUCCAGACUCAAAUGUCCGCUCUCAAACUCACAGACGCCGAACUCUCGCGUCUCUCCUUCUCCCCUUCGUCAUCCACUAGCCGGCCCACCAUCACCUCCACCUCCGCCGAACUGCACAAACUAUGGCUAAGCCACCAUGAAUCGAUCUUAAACCUUCACGUAGCAGAGACAAUCUACGGCCUAACGCGCAAUUCUGGGAAAUCUUCACUUCCUUCUUGGUCAAGCUGGAAGAAAGAGGGAAAGAAAGGGGAGAAGAGCUUGGGUUGGAUCCAAGAGGCGACCAUCAAAGCCCAAGGCGUGGUUCAGGAGUUGGAAGGAGAAAGGAGAGGGGAGAAAGGUGGCGAGGUUGAGUUAGGGGAGAAAUGGAAGAAAGAUAAACAAGUAGCCUUAGUAGCGGGGAGAGUACUGAGAGAUGCCAAGAGGGUGUUGGAUGCUGCUAGUCGUAGUCGGGCUACUUUGGAGACGGUGGUGUAG